AUGUCCACAUUUAGCUUCGGUGCACCCAUAUCAACCGCGGAAGACGUGGAACAGGCCGCGCGCAAAAUCACCUGUAAAAUACAGGAAGAAUUGCGCGCGGCGACCAAGGCGGUGCCGCAGGUGCACCGAAAAGACACGCUCCCGCGUAGGCUCCUCGAUCGGUUACACGAGAAGAGGGAGCUUAGAAAGCUGUGGGCCCGCACCCGCUGCCCACGAGUAAAGACAAAACUCAAUCGGCUCAAGGACGAGCUGUCGGCAGCCAUCAAGGCGUACAGGGGUGAGGGGUGGGAGCGCCGCAUUGAGCAGGCCUCCGAGUCGCAGACCUCCCUUCACCACCUUAACCGACAGCUCAGCCGCACAUCACAGCCCAUCUGUCCACUCGUGGGUAGCGAUGGGCGUAAGCACGCUGCAGCCCAAGACAGGGCUGACAUAUUGGCAGAGCACCUAGAAGGGCAAUUUGUGGCCAACACAUCGGCCCCAGGCGCCAUUGCGUUCCACCAAGAAGUGGAGCGGCACAUACAGGUGUUCCUGUCGGAGCCGGUGCCACGGCUGGAUGGUGGACUUUUCAUCACUCCGGCCGAAGUGCGUAGAGCCGCGAGUCAUCUCGCGCUCCGCAAGGCACCCGGCACCGACGGAAUCACGACGUUGGCGAUAAGGCAACUACCGAAAAGGGGGUUAGUGACGCUGUGCCGCCUGUACAAUGGUGUACUGCGCACGGCGCACUUCCCCUCUGAGUGGAAAACCGGUAAGAUCAUCGUCCUGCCGAAACCGGGCAAGGACCGACGACUUCCGGAAAGCUACCGACCGAUUACGCUACUGCCGCACGUAGCCAAACUUUUUGAACGGUUGCUGCUGCGGAGAAUAGUUCCCUGCAUCGAGCUACGCAGGGGACAGUUCGGUUUCCGCAGCGGCCAUUCCACCACGGCGCAGCUGGCCCGAGUGCUGCACUAUCUUGCGGCUCAGUACAACCGGGGCCGCAUCUGUCUGGGGGUCCUUCUCGACAUGGAGAAGGCCUUCGACAGAGUGUGGCACGAAGGCCUGCUACAUAAGCUGCUGGAAAAUACCACCACCCACCGUGCGCUCGUGCGGUUAGUAGCGUCGUUUCUCCGGGACCGGAAGUUCGUCGUACACGUCGAGGGAGCCGACUCGGCGGUACGAUGCAUCAAAGCCGGUGUACCACAAGGUAGUUGUCUGUCGCCACACCUGUAUGCGGUGUACACGGAUGACAUUCCCACCUUGGAGCAAAACGCCUCCGACUGGGACGAAGACGUACUGUUGGCCCUGUACGCGGACGACAGUGCGUUCUUCACGUCUUCACACAACGCGGCGUUUGCGGCGAGGAAGAUGCAGCGCCAAUUGGACCUGCUGCCCGAGUGGUUGGAUAGGUGGCGGAUGUCUGUCAAUGUUGACAAAACGUCCGCCAUCUUCAUCCGCCACAUCAAACACCAACCCACGCUUGAGCUGCGGGGUCAAGCGAUAACGAACCAGGACACCAUCAGGUAUCUUGGGUGCCGGAUAGACCGCUCGCUGAGUAUGGCGCCCCAAGUCGAACACUCUGUUCGACAAGCCAGGGCAGCUCGAGCGGUCCUUUACCCAAUCCUGGCAUCCAAGCUACCUGUUAAGACUGGGCGUCUA
This is a messenger RNA of Iphiclides podalirius (scarce swallowtail), 1635 nucleotides long. The record is from the annotation of a GenBank genome assembly. NCBI's taxonomy places the organism in Eukaryota, Metazoa, Arthropoda, Insecta, Lepidoptera, Papilionidae.